Molecule: messenger RNA, 981 nt
Organism: Rotaria sp. Silwood1
Lineage: Eukaryota; Metazoa; Rotifera; Eurotatoria; Philodinida; Philodinidae
Source: the annotation of a GenBank genome assembly
AUGAUAAUCUCUGCAAACAAUCGCCCCAUCAUUCAACGUCUUAUUACCCUUUCUUCUUCUAUACUUAACUAUUCUACUAAAACAACUAAUAAAUUCAAACUACCAUCAUAUACUUCAGAAUCAAAUAGUCAACUAAUAAAACUAUUUAAUAAUCGUGGUGAAUAUGAACGUGCAUUUCAAUUAUUUGAUAUACUUAUUAAACAAAAUAAUGUUACUACUAUAUCAUUAUUAACUAUUAUUGAUACAUGUACUCGAUCAAAUCAUAUUGAACGUGGUCGUCAAAUUGAAACAUUUAUUAAUCAAUCAAGUAAAUGGAAAGAUGAUAUACGUCUUCAAACAUCAUUAAUUAAAAUGUAUAUGAAAUGUCAAAUGAUUGAUCAAGCUGAACGAAUUUUUCAAAAAAUUUCUCAAUUACCUGAAUGUGAUGUUGUUGUUUAUAAUGCUAUGCUUAAAGGUUAUCUUCAAAAUCAUAAAGCUGAAUAUUGUUUUUCAUAUGUUGAUAAAAUGCGUUCAAAAAUUUCACCUGAUAAUGUUACUUAUAUUCUUUUACUUAAUGCUUGUACAAUUUUACGUGAUGAAAAACGUGGUAAAACAAUACAUAAUGAAUUAUUAUCAUCAUUAAAUAUUCAACAUGUUCAUUUACAAAAUGCAUUAAUUGAUUUUUAUGGUAAAAUUAAUCAAAUAAAUAUUGCGGAAAAAAUUUUUUAUGAAAUGAAUUUACGUGAAACAAGUACAUAUAAUUCAUUAAUGAAAGCAUAUCUUGUUAAUAAUAUGCCAUUAAAAGUAUUAGAAUUAUUUGAACAAAUGAAACAAAUAGAUUUAAAUACAAUUGGACCAUUGAAUUUCAAACCUGAUUUAAUUACAUUUAUGGCUAUUUGUGAUGCAUGUGAAAAACUUGGAUUAUUAAAUAGUCCAAAUAGUUCAUAUGAACAAUAUGAUUGGAAAAGAAUUUUUUCAAGAAUUUCAACAACAGUAAAAUAA